AUGGCCCUCCGGGAAUGGCCCUCCAGGAGCCCAAUGAAUCGAGUAUCCGCUCUUGCCAUUGGCUCCGUCGAGAGGGUACGCAAGCCAAUUCCCCGGGGUGCCAUCGCCGUUGUCCGCCGCAUCAUGUACGAGUUGUGGCCCGCCACAAUGCGGACCACAACCGGUAUUCGUAAUAAAAAAGCCAUGGGAGCUGCUCUGGGCGCUGCUCGUAUGGCCAAAUUUGAGGGUAUGGUACCCUGGUGUAGGAUGAUGGCUACCGGGGUCCAAGAAGAAGCGCCCAUCUUCGCCACCACUGAUCUUCAUUUCGCCCUUCGGGAGUAUGAAGCCUCGAGGGCUAAUGGCGAAAAGGCCGAAUGGGGAAAAGUCGAGGUUCGAACUUUGAUUCGGCAAAACUGCAGAUGA
This is a messenger RNA of Histoplasma capsulatum G186AR, 402 nucleotides long. RefSeq lists its product as uncharacterized. The coding region runs from base 1 to 402 and encodes 133 amino acids. Lineage: Eukaryota; Fungi; Ascomycota; Eurotiomycetes; Onygenales; Ajellomycetaceae. The record is from RefSeq and is a predicted model, not a curated record. The transcript has 2 exons.